AUGAUCGAAACUGGAUUAUUCUGUCAGUUUUUGCAACAUGUCGGAUUUCCACAUAACUUACUCUGCGACCAUUUUUUGCUAGACAACAAUAACGUGACAUUCACUGAUACAAAGAACGUGGCUACGGUAGCUGUUCUGGAUAAUGUGGAGACAAAUUUGCCCACUGUUGUAGCAUUUGGCGCUAUGCAUAUAUGCGCCAGCAAUCAGGCUUAUCUCAUGUUCUGUAAAUGUGAUUUGAAAUAUGCAACGAAAUCAGUGACUAUUGAAGGAUGCGAACAAGAUGAAUGUUGUGUUAAGAUCGAUAAAUGUCGUCAGCGUUACAUGAAAAUCAGCGGUGUAUGGAAUAAAGAGAUUGACUAUUCGAGAUUGCCGAUAUAUUCUAGUGCAUUUGAAGAACGCCGACAACAACAUUUACUUGUUCAUGUUUAUGAACAGCUGGUCAAUGUCACAUUGAAAACACGCAAAAUGGACGUAUACAAAAAUAUCACUGUCGAUUUGUACGACACUGACUUGUUCGUUUGUACUGAGAAAACUCGUCAGCUUUUUAGAGAUUUGAUGGGAUUUAUAGUUGCUGACAAAACACGUUAUUUCCAAAUUACCAUUGAAAAAUCCAACUUGCAAACAGUUACCAAACGGACAAGAAAUGAAGAAAUGACGUAUAUGGAACUGAAUCCUAAAAAUGAACUCUAUUUUUUCGAGUACGAUUCCAUCGUUUCUUUCAUGAAUCGGCACGAUUACCUCGAAUUCUUGCAUCGUAUAAAUGGAGUGUUAGGUAUAUUAGCCAUUGAAAAACAACAACCGGUUGGUUAUGUUCUCGCUUUCAACAACCAUAUUCUUCAAUGUUAUGCGAAUACUCCCGAAAUAGCUUGUGGUCUGAUUUGGAAGCUGAGUGAUAAGAUGUCAGAUCAAAUCCCAAUAACAAUGUCCAUGCGUGAAUGCAAUUACUGGAUUUGCGAAGAACUUCUGAAUAAAGCACGACAAAUAAACCGUAUUCAUCGUUUCCAUAGUCGCAUACUUCCCACUCAUGUUAAAUGGGAAAAUGUAUUCUUGUUGAAUAUUGGUGCUCAUAUCUUUUGA
Cercopithifilaria johnstoni is the source of this 1077-nucleotide messenger RNA. The record is from the annotation of a GenBank genome assembly. NCBI's taxonomy places the organism in Eukaryota, Metazoa, Nematoda, Chromadorea, Rhabditida, Onchocercidae.